This is a messenger RNA of Aphis gossypii (cotton aphid), 698 nucleotides long. Its product is annotated as zinc finger MYM-type protein 1-like. The annotation marks the transcript as partial. The transcript has a single exon. The record is from RefSeq and is a predicted model, not a curated record. Lineage: Eukaryota; Metazoa; Arthropoda; Insecta; Hemiptera; Aphididae.
UUUUCAUCGAACAUAAUGACCCAGCUUUACCAUUACCAUCUGAUCGUUUAGAAAGACACUCAAAAUUACUCAAAGGGCCCUGUCAAGUCCACUUAUCUCUUUAUCCAAGAGUAAAAUUCGGGGAUCGAUUUCGUUCUUUUCAAAAAUCAUGGUACGAAACUUUUAAAUGGUUAGAAUACAGUGAAAGUAUAAACGCAGCAUUUUGUUUUUGUUGUCGAGCAUUCUCUUCGAAUAAUAUAAUUAAAAAAGGUCAUAUCGAUCAAUCGUUUAUAAAGAAAGGUUUCACUAAUUGGAAAGGUGCCACUGAAGCUUUUAGACUACACGAAAAGUCACAAUGUCAUAUUGAUAGUGUAAUGUCGUGGGAACAUUUGAAAAAAGGAAUUCCCAUUGAUGUUCAGUUGGAUAAACAAAAAGAAAUCACAUUAGCAACUCGUGAAAAAAUACGUUUAGAAAACCGAGAAAUUAUCAAACGUUUGAUUGAUGUUAUAGUUGUAUUAACCAAAAGCAGAAGUUCAUUCAGAGGACAUCUUGAGCAUGAAGAUAGUGUGAAUAAAGGACUAUUUUUAGAAAUCGUAGAUCUACUUAAACGAUACGAUCCUAUUAUAAAAAAUCAUUUAGAACAUGGGCCUAAGAACGCACAAUUUGUUAAUAGUCUAACGCACAACCAGCAAACGAAGGCACGUCUUAUGCAAGCGUAA